CCCAAACCAACACGGGGCCGGAUGAGGAUCCACUCGUUGGAGAACGUGGACAAGGCCCUGCAGUUCCUCAAGGAACAACGGGUCCACCUGGAGAACGUCGGCUCCCACGACAUCGUGGACGGCAACCACCGCCUGACCCUUGGCCUCAUCUGGACCAUCAUCCUUCGCUUCCAGAUCCAGGUGAUCAAAAUCAAGACUGAAGACAAUCGGGAGACGCGCUCGGCCAAGGACGCGCUUCUGCUCUGGUGUCAGAUGAAGACAGCGGGCUACCCCGAGGUGAACAUCCAGAACUUCACCACCAGUUGGAGGGAUGGGUUGGCCUUCAACGCCCUCAUCCACAAGCACAGGCCGGAUCUCAUCGACUUCCACAAGUUGACCAAGUCCAACGCCACCUACAACCUUCAACAAGCCUUCAACACGGCCGAGCAGCACCUGGGGCUCAGCAAACUGCUGGACCCUGAGGAUGUCAACAUGGAGGACCCUGAUGAGAAGUCCAUCAUCACCUACGUGGUGUCCUUCUACCACUACUUCUCCAAGAUGAAGGCGUUGGCUGUGGAGGGGAAGCGCAUCGGAAAGGUUCUGGAUCAAGCCAUGGAGAUCGAGACCAUCAUCGAGCGGUACGAAGCGUUGGCCACCGAGCUCCUGGCCUGGAUCCAACACACCAUCACCAUCAUCACCAACCAGAAGUUCGCCAACUCCUUGACCGGGGUGCAACAGCAGCUCCAGGCCUUCACCGCCUUCUGCACCUUGGAGAAGCCCGUCAAGUUCCAGGAGAAGGGGAACCUGGAGGUUCUUCUCUUCACCAUCCAGAGCAAACUCCGGGCCAACAACCGCAAACUCUACGUCCCCAACGAGGGCAAGAGCAUCUCGGACAUCAACAAGGCGUGGACCUGCCUGGAGAAGGCCGAACACGAGCGGGAGGUGUCGUUACGCAACGAGUUGAUCCGGCAGGAGAAGUUGGAGCUUCUGGCCCAACGUUUUGACCAUAAAGUCAUCAUGAGGGAGACGUGGCUGAAUGAGAACCAACGGCUGGUCUCACAGGACAACUUUGGCUACGACUUGCCAGCGGUGGAAGCCGCCAUGAAGAAACACGAGGCCAUCGAGGCCGAUAUCUCCUCCUACCAAGAACGGAUCCAGGUGGUGGUGGAGUUGGCCUUGGAGAUGGAAUCUGAGGGCUACUACUACACCAAACGCAUCAGCGCCCAGAAGGACAACAUCCUCCGGCAGUGGGGGCUGCUGACCGAGCUCCUCCGCGCCCGCCGCGCCCGCCUGGAGCAGAACCUGGCCCUGCAGAAGAUCUUCCAGGAGAUGGUCUACAUGAUUGACUGGAUGGAGGAGAUGCAGGUGUUGUUGGUCUCCAAAGAUUUGGGGAAGCAUCUUCUGGAGGUUGAGGACCUGCUGCAGAAACAUGGACUUCUGGAGGCCGACAUCUCCGCCCAGACCGAGCGCGUGCAGGCCCUCAACGCCGCCGCCCUCAAGUUCUCAGAGCUGGAGGGUUAUCAACCCUGUGACCCUCAAAUCAUCUGCAACCGGGUCAACCACGUCCAAACGUGUCUGGAGGAACUGGGAGAACUGGCGGCCAAGAGACGCAAAGAGUUGGAGGAAUCUCGGCAGCUUUGGGCCUUCUUCCAGGAGAUGGAGGAGGCCGAGGGGUGGAUCCGUGAGAAGGAGAAGAUCUUGGCCUCCAAGACGUGCGGUCGGGACUUGAGCAGCGUCUUGACGUUGACCAACAAACACAAGAGCAUGUUGGGUGAACUGGGCAACCGACGGGCCUUGUUGCACCAAACCAUGAAGAAAGGUGAGCAGAUCUUGGCCAAGAAACGUUUCAACCCCGGUGGGAUCCAAGAGAAGAUGCGGGAGGUCCGGCUGCGUUGGAAGAAGCUGGAGGAGGUGACGGGGUUACACCAACAACGGUUGCAGGAGGCCCUCAACUUCUUCCAAUUCAGCUCCGAGACGGAUGACUUGGUGGCCUGGUUGCAGGACAUCUACCGCAUCGUCUCCAGCGAUGACUUUGGCCAUGAUGAUUACUCCACCCAAAGUCUUCUACGGAAGCAUCGGGCGGUGGUGGAAGAGGUGGAGAAGCACCGGGCGACCGUCUUGGCUCUUCGGAAGCAAUUGGCUCUUCUCUCACCAGAACAUCGUCAAGGAGUUGAUGUCCAGAUCAGGGUGGUGGAGGUGGAGCAGCUCUACGGGGAGGUGGUGGAGGUGGCCGUGCUGAGGCAGCAGUGGCUGCAGGACGCCUUGGCCGUCUACCGUAUGUUCAGCGAGGUCCACGCCUGCGAGGUCUGGGUGGAUGAGAAGGAGCAGUGGUUGGAGAAGAUGGAGGUGCCGGAAGAGUUGGAUGAAGUUGAGGUGGUUCAACACAG
Molecule: messenger RNA, 2366 nt
Organism: Antrostomus carolinensis (chuck-will's-widow)
Lineage: Eukaryota; Metazoa; Chordata; Aves; Caprimulgiformes; Caprimulgidae
Product: spectrin beta chain, non-erythrocytic 4
Exons: 11
Molecular function (GO): protein binding
Source: RefSeq, a predicted model, not a curated record